AUGGACGGCCAGCUCCGCAUGCUGCCGUGGGUGUUCCUCAGCGAAGGUGUCGGGGGACUGAUAGCCAAAGCUGCCAUCUCGGGCAUCGAAUCCGACCGUCUCAACACCAACGAAUUCACAGUGGGAAUGAUUCUGCUAGACGUGCCUAACACCUGUGCCUUUGAUGCCGACUUGGAACGGCUGUCUGCAGCUCUGGACCACUUUACUGCUGACAACGCAGCCUUUGCGCAGCUCACUAAAGUUGAGAAUGACUUUCUUGACAGAGCUCGUAGCCUUGUGCUGUUCAGCUGUUUCUCGUACAAUGCGGCUCUUGAAAGAAGACAGUCCGUCCUGAAUGUUGCCAAUGAAGCUCAGAUCAGCGUCGACAUACAUUCAUUCGGCCACUACCGGCCAGGUGGUGCGAGCAUGGCGGAGCUGCACAAAAUCAUCCAGCGCGCCACAACGUUGUGUACGAUGCAACAAACGACGAAAUCCCGCACUGGAAAUCAGACUGCAGCUCUGGACAAGAAAUCCGCCCAGCUACUGGAGGACUUCUUUCCGCUCAACUGGGAUUUCUGCAUCUGCUCUCAUGCAGUCGUAUUCUCGAGCCCGAACAACCAGCCACUCAUAGAGACACAUGUGCGGUCAAAGAAGAAGCUGCUCAAGGAUUUCUGCCGCAUCACCGAGGAAGCGGACACGCCAAUAGAUUCCAACGAAGGCAGUCAAACUGUUUGCCUUCGGUGGUACCACGCACCGGCCAACAACGAAGCAUGGGCCGAGGGAAUCGUGAACAGAUUCCUCUCGACGAACCACAGUCUCAUAUCCAAGGCCGAGUUUGCUGACUUCUGGGCGCACAAUCAGCCUCUGGCCGAGGGCGCCUGUCUUGGGUCAUGGCGCAUCAACCCGGCAUGCGCGUCUUUUGGGAGUGACUCGAGUCGUAGUGAGGAUAGCUUUCCGGGGGACAAGGGCGUUGUUCUUGUCGUGAUGCCGUUCCUCCACUGGGAGAGUGUGGACCAUCUGGCCCGCCAAGAUGAAGCACUGGACAUGUUCCGGUCAGACAGAAUACCGCCCAGGCUCAGGGAAGAUUACGAAAAGGCAGCCUCGGAUCCAAACACGCGCUACACCAGCUCUUCGGUCGUGUCUGAGAAGACGAUGGUUACCUUGUUUCCGAGGAAAAGCCUAGAGAGCGGUCUCGUCGAGGUUGCGCAAAUGGCGGAUUUGGAGAGUGCCAUGCUCGGCGAGCUGUCCCGAAUCAACCACCCCUCCCACGUCCUUGCGAACGUUUACGAUUUCUGCGCACUCAUGCUCCAUAUCACAACGACCACGCUGCUUUCGCGGCUCAAACACCCCGAUUUUCUGUUCACUCACUUCUACCGCAAAGCAAUCGGAGAACUGAGGCAAAAGCACGUUGCGUCUCUGACUUCGUUCAAAGACCGAGACCUCCAAGGCAUCACCGACGUCUGGAAGGAUGUCGAGGAGGAAAACUACGAGCUCUCCCUCGUGUUGGAAGCCAACGCGCUCAAAGACGAACUCCACGUCAUCGGCCACAUCUUCGACAUGCAGGCCGGGGUGGUGAGCAAGUUUGCUGAGAUCAAAGCGACAUCCGACACGGGCGACACGCAUCUGAAAGACACGGCCAGCAAGCUCGAGGCUUUUCGGGUCGAGUUCCAGGGCCUGUGGAAGGACACGGAUGCCAUCGAGAGAGACCUCCUCCACUUGCUGGACCUGAAGCAGAAGCGCGCAAACCUCCGCGAGGCUCACUCUGCAUCGAUCCAGGCCCACGAGGCCAGCCAGCAGACGAGACACGUGCUCGAGCUGGCCGAGAGUUCGGCAUGGCAAAGCCGCAUCGUCAUGGUCUUCACCACCCUCAGUGCAAUCUACGUAGGAAUGCUCCGCUCAGCGCUCGAUCGUGUCAGGGCUGACUUUCCAGCUUCCGCUGUCAUUCGUCUGCUCGUACUACGGUAUGAACAUGCAUGA
Molecule: messenger RNA, 1956 nt
Organism: Diplodia corticola
Lineage: Eukaryota; Fungi; Ascomycota; Dothideomycetes; Botryosphaeriales; Botryosphaeriaceae
Exons: 8
Coding region: 1-1956 (651 amino acids)
Source: RefSeq, a predicted model, not a curated record